Nematostella vectensis (starlet sea anemone) is the source of this 2144-nucleotide messenger RNA. RefSeq names its product glycine receptor subunit alpha-1. The record is from RefSeq and is a predicted model, not a curated record. Gene Ontology annotation, biological process: chloride transmembrane transport; regulation of membrane potential; signal transduction. Gene Ontology annotation, cellular component: membrane; synapse; neuron projection. The transcript has 9 exons. Gene Ontology annotation, molecular function: chloride channel activity; extracellular ligand-gated monoatomic ion channel activity; neurotransmitter receptor activity. The coding region runs from base 442 to 1713 and encodes 423 amino acids. NCBI's taxonomy places the organism in Eukaryota, Metazoa, Cnidaria, Anthozoa, Actiniaria, Edwardsiidae.
AUCAAAUAUAAUCAAACUUUCAAUUGUGUUCUAUCGCGUCCGAUUUUCUUUGAUUUUAAUUUGCUAGCAGGCAAUGGAAACGGUAUUUACAGAAAAGAAGAUUUUCUUUGAUUUCAAUUUUUAUUUAGAGAAACGAAGAAAUCAUAGAAUAAUAGCCGUAGGCAGGCAAAAAAAUAUUUUUUUCAUAUAUUCUUACCUCCCCCGCGGACAUUUUUUUUUUCAUCUGACCGCCAGUAGUUGAUGUUUUCCUCUUUUCGGCUUUUUCAUAAUAUUUACCCUCCCCCCUAGUCCAUAUUUCUAAAAACACCAUAUCUGAAUAGGGUUAACAUAUGGUAAUAGCAUGCGAGGUCUCAUAUCGAGUCAAUCAGUCAGGACUAUCGGAGUCAAGACUGCAAGCAAUGCAAAUGGCCAUGCCUUAUUUGUUUUCAUUAAAGAUCUUCGAUGGAGCUCGCUUUAUGGCUGUUUGUCAUGGCAACGUUAAUGACUAUGUCCAUCUGGCAGAGCGAGGCUCAGUUUUCUCAAUCAACGUUCUCUGGCAAAAGCAAAGACGAUAUUGCCACGCUGACCGCCACUAAGCGGUUGCACUCCAUGCUGGAGGGGUAUGAAAGCAAAAUCCGUCCUAACUACCAGGGCGAUCCAGUGGAAAUCCUUAUUGAUAUUUCCGUUGCCUCGUUCGGGAACUUACAAGAAGCAGACAUGAAAUUCAGUCUAGACAUGUUUUUCCGACAAAGCUGGCACGAUCCGCGAUUACGUCAUAACAUGAACGAGACGAUGACAUUGACGACAGGUACCAAGCACCCUGCUGACUUUGUGUGGGUCCCGGACACAGUCUUCGUGGAUGCCAGUCAUGCUUACAUGCAUAACGUGAUGGUAGCCAAUCACAAGCUAGACGUCACGCCGGGGGGACGCGUGUUCUGGGGUACAAGGGCCACACUGAUAGCGCGGUGUCACAUGAAUCUGCGUCGAUAUCCCAUGGACGAGCAGACCUGCAACCUUAGUAUUAUUAGCUAUGCAUACCCGGUGCGACACUUGUUAUAUCGCUGGAAAAACUCUCCUGGUAUCAAAGUUCUGGAUGGCGAGAUGUCUCAGUUUUACAUGACCAGGAUCACAACAUCCCUCAGAAACGAAAUCUACGUGGCAGGUGAAUACUCUGUCUUAAAGGCCUCCUUCACAUUCCAGCGUCGAGUUGGCUUCUAUCUGAUUCAGAUCUACAUCCCUUGCAUGGCCAUCGUGUUCGUGGCGUGGAUGUCACUCUGGGUGGACCGCAGGGCUACGCCAGCACGCGUAAGCCUGUGUAUUACAACACUUCUUACUAUAGCGACUAUCUGGGGCAACGUGAACGCAAGUAUGCCCCGCGUCUCCUACGUCAAGUCGAUUGACAUCUACCUGAUGACGUCAUUCACCUUCGUGCUUGGGACGCUACUGGAGUAUAUAGUGAUCAUGAACAAGGGCCACCCAAAGAGUAAGAAAAUCCGCAAGUCUGUCCAUCUAAACGACUAUAUGUCGCCAUACACCUAUUCCUUUAGAAACUGGCCUGACAGCCAAACAUCAACCACAGCGUCAAACAUCAACCACAAGAACAGUAACACCUGUAGCAAACAACCUGAAGACAAGGACUCGGAACCUCUCAAAGUGGAGGUUUAUGCUAGGAUUGGGUUCUUGUCUGCAUUUGUGCUCUUCAAUGGAGUUUAUUGGGCGGUGUUACUGAUAUGAUAGCCAUUGCAAGAGGUGGCAGACCCAGGAGGGCUGGAGCCCCCUCCAUUUGCCCCACCCUUGAAUUGGACUUUUAAGGGAAUUUCUAUUGCCCCCCUCCCCCUUCCUUACUCGGGAUGGUCCGCCCCCCUUCGAAAAUCCCUUCUUAUGCCCUGGAAAAAUCUUCGAUUGAGACACAGAGCAUUGAACUUGCUUUCCUUAGCUUGAAAAGAUCUAACGUUCUAAGACACGUUGUUUUAUAUUUCGAUUCUCUAUUUUCCGUGUCUUUUUUUUCUCUUUUCUUUAUCUUUGAAGGAUGACAAACUCAUAUCAAGGCCAUAUCUCGUAUUACUUGAAUGAAUUGCAUGGUUGGCGCCAUUUUAGAUAUAGCGAAGUUCCGUCUGAUGGAAGUGUAGAUGCCCAAGUGAGACGGGCAAGGAAUGUAGAGUAGG